Molecule: messenger RNA, 5563 nt
Organism: Dreissena polymorpha
Lineage: Eukaryota; Metazoa; Mollusca; Bivalvia; Myida; Dreissenidae
Exons: 3
Coding region: 375-1019 (214 amino acids)
Source: RefSeq, a predicted model, not a curated record
UGUAAAUUAUAUCGAUUAUAAUGACAUAUAGAUGGACAUUUGUAUAAUGCCAAUAUUCAACGAUUGAAUUGUCAGAGGAAAAUGCUUUUGAUAUCCGUAUAAUUGAAUGGUCAACGGCAAACAGCGGAAAUAUCCGAUGUAGUCCGAUGUUAAAGGGGAUGUGUAUUGCAAUUCCCGCGCGAAUGUCACGUGACAAUUAUUUUGGCGGCAAGAUGAAAGGGAAUGGAGCGACGCGAUUGGUUAACCGGUGAUUCGUGACCCAGAAUAGAUCACGUGGUAUUGUUAUUAUUGUGGCCGACGGAUUAUCAAAACACGAGGCGAGAUUUGUUCUGACAUUGUUCGCAAAAUUGACACGAGAUCGAUUAUCGAUCGAUAUGGCGAUGAUUGACAGUUCAAACUUAGCGGAGUUCCCUUCCCGACCGCGCCGAGUGCACCAGCAGACGGGGCGAAAUUACGACGGAGAGGGGACGAGAAAUCUGGAACUCCGCGGAAUUCUGGAAACUUUGGGAGCUUACACGGGCUAUGAAGGGGGUAUCAACUGCAGCAAAUGUGGCAAGCUGUACAAGAGCAAGGUGUGUUUCAUCAAGCACCUAUGGGAACACUCCGUGUACUGGGACCUGUUCCCAGGCGACAAGAACCAUGAACGGGUCCUUGCCAUUCAGGCUGCCCUCAUCCUGUACUCACACUACCUUGGAGUGUCAGAGGAAGAUGCAGAGAGGCUGAGAGAGCUGCUAGUGACGUCCCCAAACAGCCAUGAAAGCAAUCCCUCGACGUCUGCAUUGGCUACAACACCAAAGAAGAGUCACGGUGAGCCGUCAUGGAUGAGUAACUGCCCGGCGACCCCUUUCAAAGGGAACGGCAUCGAGAGUGAGACCCUGCCUGACCCCUACCCAACAACGCCCUUGCGAGAGGUCGAACCAAAGUUAAUCUGUCCUGCGGCACCUAGGAAGGACAAGAAGUCCUCGUAUAUGAAGAUGCAGCGGACACCACGACGACGACGUCGCUUGCUCCUGGAGUGAAAAACACCUGUAUGGUGUUUCAUACAUUUUAGACUUGUUCUGAAAUAACUGGACUUUAUGCAUGUGGGUUAAGUGUCGUACCAGAUUAGCUUGGGCAUGUCAGUACAGGCUAUUUUAGCGAUCAGCGUUUACACUUUAUGCCUGAACUACAUUUGUGUUAAGAAGAGACUUCCUAUAAAUGAACAUUAUCCAUAAAGGACAACGGACUUAAUCUGGAAACACACUUUAUGCACAUGAAUUAAUCCCAGUUUUCCGAGAACAAGGUAUAUUUUAUAACUUGGCAGUUGGGGCGAGGUUAUUUCUUCUUUCAUAUGAUUGCCUCUUUGGUUCUUGUAUGACUUUAUAAACUUAAUGUAAGUUAUGUAUUAAAAAGUGCUAAAUAAUUUUACUAAAAGUAUAACCUUAAAAGGUGUGGAUAUGUCGAAUUGUGUUUUUUCAGUCUUUUUAAGAGUAUUAUCACCUUGAAUACUCUACUUUAUGUUUACAUAGUGCUUAACAUUUCAAAUCAAGUGUUCACUGUACUUUUUCACUCUUUUUACUCUCUUCUUUGUAAAGUUUAUUAUUGGCAAAUAUGUACUUAGGAUAAUACUGACUUAGGAUAAUACUGCAAUUUGCGGCAUCUAUUUCUCAAUAAUUUGAACUUCUGAAACAAAUUUUUUUGGUGUAUUAACUUUAAAAAUCACACCCUUUUGCUAAAUGGUUUCUACAAGUAGCAUAAAUGGCUGCUGUGCACACCAUACCAACAAAAAAACAUUUUAAAGUAAGUGUUGAUGCAAUCUUUGACAGUAACCUUGGGUGCACCUCUGUAAGGUUAAAAGCAUGCUAAAACUUCAGUGUUCUAUAAAGUUUUGUUUAGACAAUUCCGACCCUUAUCCUUCAUUUUCGGCACUAAAUCAAAACUUUUUGUAAUAAAUGGUGUGUACAUUUAUGUUCGUACAAAAUGUUAUCGCCUUACUUGUCUGUUUUGGAUGCCUUAAUGUCUUCAGUAGAUUUUCUCGCUUUAAAACAGUUUAUGUGCACGUGUUAGCAUAGAAAAUAUAGGAAGGAAAUAUGUUCAGAUUGUGAACGAGUAUUAAAAAUCAUGGGGCCAAAUUUGUUUUGUUCUUGUUUCAUGUAUUUUGUUAUUUGCUUGGUCAGUUUAUAGUUUUAAUCCAAUAUAUUUGUUGCUAAUAAAUGUGUCCGUAAAGUGCUAAUAGUGCUUGAAAUGGCAUAAAAUCCACUAAACAUUAUAUUACUUGGUUACCUUAAUUUCUCAAAUAUAACACUCCACAGUGUAUAAAACGCAACUAAAAAUGAUAUCCAAUUCAGAGAAAAAAGUGGAUCAAAAGUGGAUCUUAAAAAGAAAAGUCUCUGGUAAAAUUGAUUAAAAAUUUGUCUCUUUCGCAAUCUUUGAUUGCCGAUACCAAAAAUAUGUUUGCUGUGAAAAACUUGUUGUAUUAUGAAUAGCGUUUACACUGUACCAACAAGCAUAUGAAAUUUUGCAGGUUAAAAAGUGUGUCUUAUAUUCAAGAAAUUACAGUACCAACUCAUUACAGUAAUGCCAUUCAACGAAGAGUCUAUAAUAUAGUCUGCCUGCUUAUUUUGCAGUAAUAAAAGACAUUUGAAAAAAAACUCAUGAUAUGUAAGUUUAAACAAUAAAAUGAACAUUUUAACUGCAACUUGUUGAACUAUCUUACAAGUUCUAAUAAUUAAUAAUUAUAGAAUAACAACUGUACAUUAUGUUGAUUUUUGGUUUGUGGCUAUUUAAAUGUUUAUAGAUUUUACAAAAAUAUUGCUAAAAUCUUAGCUGUUUUCAAGGCAUUAUUUUGUAAAUGUGUAUAUCUGGUAUUUUACUAUUUGUUAGUUAUGAUAUAUUCUUUUUUACUGUGAUUAUUUGAAGAUUAAUUUUAGAUAUAAAUUUGACUUUUCUUUUGAGUUUUUUUAUGUCCCCCACUAUAGUAGUGGGGGACAUAUUGUUUUUGCCCUGUCUGUCUGUUGGUCUGUCUGUUGGUCUGUUUGCGCAAACUUUAACAUUUUGCAAUAACUUUUGCUAUAUUGAAGAUAGCAACUUCAUAUUUGGCAUGCAUGUGUAUCUCAUGAAGCUGCACAUUUUGAGUGGUGAAAGGUCAAGGUCAUCCUUCAAGGUCAGAGGUCAAAUAUAUGUGGCCAAAAUCGCUCAUUUUAUGAAGACUUGCAAUAUUGAAGAUAGCAACUUGAUAUUUGGCAUGCAUGUGUAUCUCAUGGAGCUGCACAUUUUGAGUGGUGAAAUGUCAAGGUCAAGGUCAUCCUUCAAGGUCAGAGGUCAAAUAUAUGUGGCCCAAAUCGCUUAUUUUAUAAAUACUUCUGCAAUAUUGAAGAUAGCAACUUGAUAUUUGGCAUGCAUGUGCAUCUCAUGGAGCUGCACAUUUUGAGUGGUGAAAGGUCAAGGUCAUCCUUCAAGGUCAGAGGUCAAAUAUAUGUGGCCCAAAUCGCUUAUUUUAUGAAUACUUUUGCAAUAUUGAAGAUAGCAACUUGAUAUUUGGCAUGCAUGUGUAUCUCAUGGAGCUGCACAUUUUGAGUGGUGAAAGGUCAAGGUCAUCCUUCACAAGGUCAAGGUCAUCCUACAAGGUCAAACAUCAUAUAGGGGGACAUUGUGUUUCACAAACACAUCUUGUUCAUACUUAUAGUUAACCCGGAGUUAUUUGUAUGGCAUGUUAUGUUAUUAAAUAUUGUAUGAGAUGUUAUUGAUGUGUACUUGAUGGGUUAUCAAAAAACCAUUUGCUAAUUAUCUGCUUUGAACGAUUGAUUAGUUAUUUUAGAGAUCUGAUAUAGUGUUCAAUUAUAUUUGUUUUAAAGUAACCACAUUGUUUGAUUGAUUUAGUAAGUUACCAGGUUAUUCUCUUUUUGCUGAUAAUUGAACGUUUAUUGCAAUUACUGGUUGUGAAAUGCAUGUGUAGUUAAUGUAUUUAACUCUACUUGAAGCAAUUCGAAGAGGACCUCAACCAAAUUUUGUUUGACAUCGUAUAAGUUGUGUGUUGAUUUAAUAGACAUUGGAUUUAUAUGAAGAUAUGAUGUGGAACAUUUUAAUGUUUGAAUAGAAAGAUAUAAUAAGGCACUUGUUUUUUUCAUUGAAAGAUAUUAUAAUGCACUUUAUAUUUUUUUCAUUGAAGAAUAUUAUAAGGCACAUUUUCAUUGAAAGAUAUUACAAGGCACAUUUUAAUACUGUACUAUGAUUUAUUUACAAAUCAAAUGAUCACAAUUAUUGAUUUGUUGUUAGAAAUACUGAUUGUGUACGUGGACAUUUCAAUAAACAAUUUGUUGGUAUCCAAAUAAAUUAUUAGUUUGAUUUAGUCAUUCCGACAUAAAAUUUAUGAUAAUCAUGUAAACAAUAAUGAUAUAAUGAUAGAAUUGUUUGUUAUUCAGCUACUUUUACAUUUUCAAAUAUUGAAGUUCCACCUGUUGGUAAGUUAAAGAAACACAAUUAAGUGCUGAUCUGAUAUGGAAAUGUUCUGAAAUUGUUAACCCAUUUAUGCCUAGCGUCUAGAAAAAUGGCCCUGGCAAACAGCGUAGACCCAGGUGAGACGCCGCAUAAUGCGGCGUCUCAUCAGGCUCUGCGCUGUUUGCUUAAAGGAAUUUCUGUAAGAAAUAUUCUAAAUAUAGAAAUAAGUAUACUAGAUAUCCCUAAUUUUGGAUAUAAAUUGAUCCAAUUUAGAAGGAUGGGAGAGUCCACUAGGCAUAAAUGGGUUAAUAUAUUCUUGUUGAAGCAGUGGGUGCUUCUUGUGUACAGGGAAAGAUCAAGAAUGAGAAAUAAUACAGAGUGCUGCUGAAACGAAAUUGUGAUGUAUACAUAACAGAUGUUUGUUAUGGCCUUCCCAUAUUCUUUAUAGUAUUUAGUCUCAAUAGUCCUUAUUGGAUAUGGUUGUUGAUAUAUAGUGAAGCUGUUGAUAUAAGAAGUAAUAUUCAUCUAACUAAUCAAAUUUAUAUAUUAGCGUGUUAAGUCCCUAAAUCUUAGUAAACAUUUGUAUACAUCACUCUGUUCAGGAACGUGUUUGGAUUUUCAGGGUGCUUUUCACAAACUAUCUAAGUUAACCGGUAUCUUCAUUUUAAGUCUGGAUUCUUUGUUUAGAUAAUCUUCACCAACAGAAUUAUAACUUUUGUUUACAUACAUCUAUAUAACAAUAUUAUUGGCCAAAUUGAUUGUUUAAAUACUUAUUUGUCAUUUAAGCUUGUGAUGUACAAAGUUGUCUGUUUUGAAAAGGAAAAUAAAGCUCUUGACUCAUCAGAUGUGUUUGGUAGGCAAAUGAGAGAACACAAAUUUCUGUUUGCACUUCUGUGAAAUAAUUAUAGAUAAAGACAUAACUAUUUGUGUAUAGCCCUAGGGUACAGAUUCCCCUGAGCUUUCAUUCUGGAUCUUUCCCUGUUUGUGUAAAUAUAUGCUGUAAAUAGUUGUUUUUUAUAGCCACAUGUGUGAUAAUGAAACCUGAAGUUGAUUGUUUUCGUUUGAGUCAAAGUAUAUAUGUCUACAUGGUACAUAAUUGUUAUGCAUGUUCAGCCAUAUUGGAAUAAAUCUGAGUCAGAAAAACUAA